AUGGCGAUUCGAAUAAGCAUGGAAGAAGAAGGGGACGGGUCUAAAAACAAGAAUAAUACAUGCUCCAAGAGAAUAGUUUUGAUCUUUAUCAGUCUUGUGGUGUCCAUUGGAGGAGGUUAUCUGACUAUUGGAGGGAAACAGGAACCACCAUCACCAAAACCAGUCUUGAAGUUAAACGCCAACUACCCAGUAUCCAAGGAUGUACGAGUAGAAGCCAAACCAAAAGUGAUUGCAAAAGCGCCAACAAAGGCACCAUCAUCAGCGCCUCCAUCAGCAAAACCGCAUCAAGAAGAACCACCAAUGCCCCCGAAACCAUUCCUAGAGCUUAAUGCCGACAACCCAAUAUCCAAGGAUGUGUCCCGUCUUUGGCAAAAUGAAAUGAUGGGAGCAGUAUGCAUAUCAAUACCUCGUAAUGCCGACUGCUCUCAUCCAUUAUUGAUAGGACGGCUCUCAGGACCUUCUCUUUCCAUUUUGGAAUGGACGAAUGAAGCAACCUCUGAUGACUCGACUACCUUUUGUGGGAAAUACCGUGGUGUUAUCCAAGGAGCCAUGUACUUUGUGGAAAUUCUGACUGCAUACUGUGAAGACUUUUCGGUUGGGGCGUUGUCAGGUGAUUCAUCAUCAACAUCACCCAGACAUACCGACGAAUGGCUAUCUUUCAACUGGACGGAAGUCUGCAUGCAAAACACGCUUACGAAUCGACUGACGCAGGAAAACUGUGCUAUAUUAAUCAGUAGCCCUACACUGUCGGCGGAGUUAGAGAAUGCACUAAAUGGUACACAAUCUGAGGAGUCGCAAGCCCCUGGGUAUUGGACUCGGAAUGAAGAGCAAAACUUGAUUCCACUCUACACAAGGUUUCAGCCAUUGGAUUGCCAAGGAAACAACAAACGACUUCCCCGUUGCAUGAAACCUAUGAGCACGGCUCGCUUUGACGGUUACGACUUUGCUUGGACAUCAAGGACACUACAAGAGUGGAAAGCAAAGGACAUACCAAACAGUCUUCAAGGUAACAACACCGACUUGCUACGGCGAUGCAAUUGCCAACCCGACAAGAAGGACUGUUGGGAUGGCAUGUGCAGGGUGAAAUGCGUCAAUUGCAUGCAGGAGAACACAAUGCCUACCUCACCAAUGGAAAAUGGGAAGAAAGUGUGCGUAGUAGGGGCAUCGCACUCCUAUCAUCUCAUGUAUUCCAUUGAAAAUUUGCAAAUGAGUCACUUGUUUCAUUGGAUCAUGAUGCAAUAUCCAUUGGAGCUGGAGGAAGGUUUCUUUGAGGAGCAGUAUAAAAUGCUGGGGUGCAAUAUCUUUGUUUUAGGUUUUGGACAGUGGCCCGCCAGCCAUCAAACCAAGCCGCCCUACUCUUUCGAACGGUACCUUGCAGAAAUGACAAGGAUCGCACAGCUAGCUGAGGACAGUUUCGGACCCUUCCAAGUGUACUUGCGAUCGAUGCAUCACAUGCCGAUUGGAGAUCGAGCGAGUACAUGCCCACCAAUUGACUGGAGAUCUCCAGCAGUGGGGAAUGGCUACAAUUAUCUGCUGGAACAAGCAAUUUUAGCAGUAAACAAAUCGUCACCGUCGCCGAAGGUUCACUUCUUGGAUACCCUUUUCAUCACCCAUCCAAUGUGGGAUGUUGCCUACGACUUGUAUCACUUGCCAAGAAAGGUUUCUGAUUUGGAAGCUAUAUACAUCGCAUCAGUGGUACUAUGA
Molecule: messenger RNA, 1704 nt
Organism: Cylindrotheca closterium
Lineage: Eukaryota; Bacillariophyta; Bacillariophyceae; Bacillariales; Bacillariaceae
Source: the annotation of a GenBank genome assembly